UGCUUGGAUGAGUCGGCUUCAGUGACUGCGGAUACCAUUCUUAGUCUUCCAUGGGCAUUGUUGGUUGUUCAUUGUAUUUUGAUUGGAUGCUGAGAAGGUGCUGCUGGCUUUCUUGUUGAGAUCUACUACUGCAUAGCCUCCAGAUUUCUACAUUCCCUUAUUUAAGGGGCAAGGGACCUUCAUACGUUUGUGGAUCUUCAGUGAAUCUCCAAGAUGGAUAGACCGUGAAUUUCCCUUAAUUUCUUUGACUCUCUCCAUGCAGCCCAUGGCUGACUGAGUGGUAACUCUUUCCAAAGUCACUUUCAAUUCCAAAUUACAGACAACAACUACAGUGCCAACACAAUGCAGAAGCAAGUGGAGGUCAGAAUGCAUGAAAGCCAUUUGGAGCCCAUCGUGGAGCCUCCUCAGCCUAUGUGUUGGGGAAUAUGCAGCAAAAUCAUGAAUAACUUGGUUCUUUUCCUCACCAUCCUUGGGGUGAUCGUUGGCUCUGUUUCUGGAAUACUACUGCGUCCCAUGUCGCCGCUCCCCCCUGAUGUGAUCAUGGUCAUCUCGUUCCCAGGAGACAUCCUGAUGAGGAUGCUGAAGAUGCUCAUCCUGCCCCUGAUCAUCUCCAGUCUCAUCACAGGACUGGCGGGGUUGGAUGCCAAGUCCAGUGGUCGCCUGGGCACCAGAGCCAUGGUUUACUAUAUGUCCACUACGGUAAUCGCUGCCGCUCUGGGCGUCCUUCUGGUGCUGGUCAUCCACCCAGGGAACCCCAAGCUGAAGUCCAACCUCGGACCGGGCAAGAAGAACGACGACGUCUCCAGUCUGGAUGCCUUCUUCGAUCUCAUUCGAAACCUUUUCCCAGAAAACCUGGUUCAGGCCUGCUUCCAGCAGAUCCAGACUGUCACCACAAAAGUCCCCGUGCCUACCAACAGGACCAGGGGUCCACCACAGUUUACCAUCAAAAAGGGUCUCCAGUACAAGAGUGGGAUGAACGUGCUAGGUUUGAUUGGGUUCUUUGUGGCUUUCGGGAUAAUCAUGGGGAAGAUGGGAGAAAAAGCCAGGCUCAUGCUGGAGUUUUUUAACGUUCUCAAUGAGAUCGUCAUGAGGAUUGUUGGCAUGAUUAUGUGGUAUUCCCCUUUCGGUAUUGCCUGUCUCAUCUGUGGGAAAAUCAUCUCAAUCGAUGAUCUGGAAAUGGUUGCCAGGCAACUGGGAAUGUACAUGGUGACCGUGAUCGUGGGCCUUGUCAUCCACGGUGCCAUAUUUCUACCACUAAUAUACUUAGUCAUCGUCAAGAAAAACCCCUACGUCUUCUUCAUGGGCAUCUUCCAGGCCUGGGUCACCGCUAUUGGGACAGCAUCUAGCGCUGGCACCCUGCCAGUCACAUUCCGCUGUCUGGAGGAGAACCUGGGCAUCGACAAGCGAGUGACGCGAUUCGUGCUCCCCGUGGGCGCCACCAUCAACAUGGAUGGCACUGCGCUUUACGAGGCUGUGGCAGCCAUCUUCAUCGCCCAGAUGAACAACAUCGACCUCGACUAUGGCCAGAUCGUCACUGUCAGCCUGACAGCUACCUUGGCCAGUGUGGGAGCAGCCAGUAUCCCCAGCGCUGGAUUGGUGACCAUGCUACUGAUCCUAACAGCCGUUGGGUUACCUACCCAAGAUAUCAGUCUGUUGGUUGCCGUCGACUGGCUGCUGGAUCGGUUCCGAACCUCCGUCAACGUGGUUGGGGACUCCUACGGGGCGGGUAUCGUAUACCACCUAUCCAAAGAUGAGCUCGACGCGUUUGACGCCGCGCAAAAAGUUGAUGAAUUUGAGUUGACAAAAUCCCAAUCCUUCUUGGAGAACAACACCAACCAGUGUGUUUACGCUGCAGCCCACAACACAGUCAUGAUAGAUGAUUGCAAGGUAUCCAUGGGCAAUGGAAACGGCCAUCCCAACGGCCACACCAACACUGCAGAUUUCUCUCUUGUUGAGGAGGAACCAUGGAAACGAGAGUAAAGCAGCACCUUGCUCCGCCUCAUCCUGACUUCCACAAGCUUCCCUUCCUGACCAAAAUAAAGAAAGUAACCACACCUAGCCCUGUAACCACUAGCUUUGGUGCACUUCCUGUGGUCUGAAUGUGGUCAGUUCAUUGACUAUGGGAUGAAGCUGCCCCUCCCACAAACAACGUAGGCACCACAAGUUAAAAAUGACCUAUCCACUUGUACCUAUCGUAAACAAUUGUCUCAAUUAGAUUAGGACUUCCAAAUGACAUUGCUUAACCUGUGCUGGUGCUUUGUAAGGCACUGUUUAGUGUGAUGGACCCAUUCAGGUGGCUGUAUUCUGAAUCUGUUUUAGUGUGAUGGACCCAUUCAGGUGGCUGUAUUCUGAACCUGUUUAGUGUGAUGGACCCAUUCAGGUGGCUGUAUUCUGAAUCUGUUUAGUGUGAUGGACCCAUUCAGGUGGCUGUAUUCUGAACCUAACUCGACACUGCAUGUUCUCUGAUAUACGCAAUGCAGCACUUUUGUUGCUGCACAACCUUUUGGGGAAAAAGCAAUCCUUCUCUGUGUUUUAUGUAUAACAAAUGUAGGGGUUUUGUUAGCGCCUGAGGCAGAUCAGAGAAUGUGUGCUCAUGGGAUGUGGCCUUGUCAGUUGUAUAGAAGGACCAGUUUAGGAGUGUUAUGAUGGGAAGCCCCUCCUUAGAGAACUAUUCUGCCAGUCAUUAUUAUUCCUGUCAUGAGUUGUGCAGGGUCACAACCUCAUAGCUAUGUUCCAGAAACGCUUGAUGUUCCAGGGAUUGCUGGAUAUUCAGUGGUGGUCGAUUCAAUUUUCUACGGUUUCCAGAGUGGCUUUGACGCUUUCUAAAACCUGCUGCCUUCUAAUAGCACUAAUAAUAAAAUUACUUAAAGAGCCUUGGUAAUGCAAAUUUUCUUAAAGAUAAAACAAGUGCAAAACGCCAAGGCAAACACUGAACUAUCUAAAAAAAGCCCUUGACUUUACUACUGCCUCUUGUUGCAGUCAACCCAUAGCAGUGAACAGGUUCUGAAAACGUUACCGUAACAACAACCCCGCAGCAAAGGGAAGUAGAAUGUUGACUAUGUGGCGUCCCCAGGGCCAGAAUAAAAGGAAGUGCCGGUUGUUGAAGAAGCUGCAAUACCUUUGACUGUUUUGACUUUGAGGAUUAAACUCUGGCAUCGGCACACAUGAUCAGCCUCUAAGCACUGGAGCUUACCUCUGGACUUAACAUCACUAAAUGCCUCCAAAUGUGGCUGCUGCGUAUUUAUAGACAGCCAACGACGCAAGGUGCAUAUGGACAGCAUUAGGAAGACAUGUGCAGAGGCAGGUAGAGUAUUUAAUGCGUUCCCUCCCCUGGCUGUUAGAGUACAAACACACCAACAAUUAAUAUAUUAUAUAUGUUUUUGUGUGUGUGUGUCUGUAUAUACUGUAUGUGUGCAUUUGAGUGUGUG
Coregonus clupeaformis (lake whitefish) is the source of this 3428-nucleotide messenger RNA. RefSeq names its product solute carrier family 1 member 2a (gene slc1a2a). The transcript has 10 exons. Gene Ontology annotation, molecular function: glutamate:sodium symporter activity; neutral L-amino acid transmembrane transporter activity; L-glutamate transmembrane transporter activity. NCBI's taxonomy places the organism in Eukaryota, Metazoa, Chordata, Actinopteri, Salmoniformes, Salmonidae. The coding region runs from base 343 to 1980 and encodes 545 amino acids. Gene Ontology annotation, cellular component: plasma membrane. The record is from RefSeq and is a predicted model, not a curated record. Gene Ontology annotation, biological process: L-glutamate transmembrane transport.